AUGCGUACUCAGCAGCUUCUCCCUCUUUGUGGCCUCCUACUUGCCAGCGUUGCCAUCGCAUCCAAAUUGGACCAUGACGAUGUCCCCAAUCGCUGCUGGCCUGCCUGCAGCUCCGUCAUCGGAAUCGCCAAGAGUUGUGAUGCCAAGCACGAACGGGAUUUAGCUGAGAUCCAAUGCAUUUGCGAUUGGGAUGCUGCCAAAACUCAAAUCCCGCUCUGCUCCGCCUGUAUCACCCAGUAUCAAACCGACAGGCGCAACCACAAUAUCACCAAUUACGACCACGACCACGACCACGAUGACGAUGAUGACAAUGAUGACGACGACGAUAACGAGGCCCUUGACCUUGUCCACUCUUGCUCGCUCACCCCGACUACCUACAACUCUGCCGCUGCCACUACUUUGACUGGCACGUCUACUAGCACUGGUGCUGCAAACACAGUCACCACCACAAACUCUUCUAGUACUACUACUUCAAACGCAGCCACCGGAACGGACUCUUCUAGCACCAGCGGAACCAACAGCCAGGACUCGACUUCGUCUGUCUCCUCGGGGUCAUCUGAUUCCGCUGGUGCUUCGUCGGGCUCUGCGUCUUCUCCCACUCCUACUCCCGAUGCUGCAGCUGGUAUUUCGGCUCCCGGUGCUGCGUCGAUAGCAGGUGUCAUGGGGCUGAUGGCUUUUGCUUGGCUGUGA
Penicillium samsonianum is the source of this 690-nucleotide messenger RNA. RefSeq names its product putative GPI anchored protein. The transcript has 2 exons. Bases 1 to 690 code for a protein of 229 amino acids. Lineage: Eukaryota; Fungi; Ascomycota; Eurotiomycetes; Eurotiales; Aspergillaceae. The record is from RefSeq and is a predicted model, not a curated record.